AUGAGCCAAAUUUUAGCACUUUCUUAUGCUAUCUCUGUAUUUAUUCUUGGCUCCGUUACACUGGCGUAUUGGGUUUCUCAUCGUGGUGACAAGAAUGCCCACAGGAAUAUUUUGAAUGGUAUCGUUCGGUGUUCUUUUGGCCCCCUUGGACUAGUACUCUGUGGCGCUUAUAAACAUUAUUCUGUUGAUGAUGAUGAUGCCAACAAUGAUCAUCAUGAUCAUGGUUCUGGUACCAGUAGUGACCAUGUUAUUAUCAACAUCAGGGAGCUGCCCAAUGUUGACCCCUCCAUGGCUCCAUCCGCAUCCGAUCAAUCCCCGUCGUUGAUUUCAACACUGCGAACUUUGAGGACAACGUCGAAUGUGUCGUUUGUCUCUCCUAGCUCGCCGACGGAGACGAAGUCAAGGUUUUACCGAGCUGUAAACAUGGGUUUCACGCCCAAUGCAUCGACGCGUGGCUUGAGUCGCAGAGUAAGCCUGUUCCAAACUAACGAACCAAGUUCCAGAAAUCUAACUUGUUCUGAUGAGCAUUCAGCAGAUGUGACACCGGUUGUAGUAGACAUCCCGACAACCUUCGAAUUUGGAGAUUUGGGCCCCAUUACAUCCCUGACCCCAUUAUGA
This is a messenger RNA of Eruca vesicaria subsp. sativa (arugula), 618 nucleotides long. NCBI's taxonomy places the organism in Eukaryota, Viridiplantae, Streptophyta, Magnoliopsida, Brassicales, Brassicaceae. The record is from the annotation of a GenBank genome assembly.